Molecule: messenger RNA, 1086 nt
Organism: Dromaius novaehollandiae (emu)
Lineage: Eukaryota; Metazoa; Chordata; Aves; Casuariiformes; Dromaiidae
Product: testis-specific serine/threonine-protein kinase 1-like
Exons: 1
Coding region: 1-1086 (361 amino acids)
Biological process (GO): intracellular signal transduction; protein phosphorylation
Cellular component (GO): cytoplasm
Molecular function (GO): protein serine/threonine kinase activity; ATP binding
Source: RefSeq, a predicted model, not a curated record
AUGGAUGAUGAGAGGGUGCUUGAAAAGAGAGGCUAUAACAUGGGCAUCACUCUGGGGGAAGGCACUUAUGGCAAAGUGAAAGCAGCCUACUCCGACAAACUGAAACGCAACGUGGCAAUAAAGAUUAUUGACAAGCGGAAAACUCCUCAGGAUUUCCUGGAAAAAUUUCUCCCCAGGGAAAUUGCUGUUUUGAAACGUAUGAGCCACCCCUCAGUAGUCAGAACCCACGAGAUAUUUGAAACAUUUGUCGGUAAAGUGUACAUUGUGAUGGAGCUGGGGGAAAAGGGAGACCUUCUGGACUACCUCAAGGGCACUGGUGCUAUGAAAGAGGACGUUGCACAGAAGAAGUUUCAGCAGUUGGCUUCCGCCAUCAAGUACUGCCAUGACAUGGAUCUUGCUCACAGGGACCUGAAGUGUGAGAACAUCCUUCUCGAUAAAGACCUCAACAUCAAGCUCUCAGACUUUGGCUUUUCCAGACCCUUAAAUCGGGAUGAAAACGGGAAAAUUACUCUCAGUAAAACCUUCUGCGGGUCUGCUGCAUAUGCAGCCCCUGAAGUGCUACAGGGCAUUCCUUGUAACCCCAAGAUUUGUGACAUAUGGAGCUUGGGGGUCAUCCUAUAUGUAAUGGUCUGUGCAUUAAUGCCAUUUGAUGAUUCUAACAUCAAAAAAAUGAUCUCCAUUCAGAAAGAACACAGGAUUCACUUCCCCAAGUCCAGACACCUGACUGCAGAGUGCAAGGAUCUCAUUUACUGCAUGCUCCAUCCAGAUGUGUCCAAGAGGUUGCACAUAGAUGAAGUUUUAAGCCACCCAUGGUUGCAGCAUCUAGAACCCCAAAUCCUUUGCUAUCUGCGAGCUGCAGAAGAGGGCGAGUGUUCCCAGAAUCUGCAUGAGGAAAAGUCCAAGCACAAGCAGCAAGCAGGCCCAUCUUCUAUGGAUGGCCACCCAGAGAAGGAGGAUUCUUCUGACCUGGAGACAGUCCUGGGAAUUGUGAAUGCUGCCAGCAUUAAGCCCACUCAAGAGGCAGAUGAAGCAAGUACUUUGACAGAUGUCACAGGAAGAGCAGCUGUUGAAGAAUUUGACCAUUAA